AAAAAAUGAAAAUAUUCGAAUUGCAAUAGUUUGAUACACAUAAAGUUCAAAAGACAAGAAAUAAACCGAUGGCCGGAGGAGCCGGCUCGUUGGAGCAAACGCCGACAUGGGCGGUUGCCACUGUGUGUUUCGUGUUCAUCGUCAUCUCUAUUUUUAUCGAACAAAUCAUCCAUAUGAUUGGACAUUGGCUCAAGAAGAAACGAAAGAGGGCACUAUAUGAAUCCCUAGAGAAGAUCAAAGCAGAGCUUAUGUUAUUGGGGUUCAUAUCGUUGCUUUUAACUGCGGGCACAACUCCUAUUACAAAGAUUUGUAUAUCGAAGGGUGCUGCCGCGAGUUGGCAUCCAUGCAGCCGAAGCGAAGAGGGAACAACGGAAGAAAAUGGCGUAGAGAGUCGCCGAAGACUACUCACUUUGUCAAAGAUGGGCGAAGCUGCACGACGGAUUUUGGCCGGAAGUAGUGGUGAAGAGAAGUGUGAACGAGAGGGAAAAGUAUCGUUCAUGUCGUAUGACGGGGUUCAUCAACUUCAUAUUCUCAUCUUCGCUCUCGCCCUCUUUCAUGUUAUUUAUAGUGUUGCUACUAUCGGCUUAGGACAAGCUAAGAUGAGAAGAUGGAAGCAUUGGGAGAACGAGACGAGAACUAUAGAGUAUCAAUUCUCUCACGAUCCAGAGAGGUUUAGAUUUGCAAGAGACACAUCAUUCGGAAGAAGACAUAUGAAAUACUGGAGCAAAUCUCCCGUUCUACUAUGGAUUGUUUGUUUCUUUAGACAAUUUGUCCGAUCGGUCCCAAAAGUUGAUUAUCUCACUCUUAGACAUGGAUUCAUCAUGGCACAUCUAAGUCCACAAAGCCAGUCGAGAUUUGACUUUCAAAAGUACAUCAAGAGAUCGCUUGAAGAGGAUUUCAAGACCGUUGUGGGUAUAAGUCCACCAAUUUGGUUAUUCACCGUUGCCUUCCUGCUCUUUAAUACCCACGGGUGGUUUUCUUAUUUGUGGCUACCAUUCAUACCAUUGGUUAUAGUUUUAUUAACUGGGACAAAAUUGCAAGUAAUAAUAACGAAAAUGGGAUUAAGUAUUAUGGAAAGAGGAGAGGUUGUACAAGGUGUACCUGUGGUUCAACCCGGUGACGAUCUGUUCUGGUUCAACCGACCUCGUCUCAUCCUCCAUCUCGUCAAUUUUGUACUCUUUCAGAAUGCUUUUCAAGUGGCUUUCUUUGCAUGGACUUGGUAUGAAUUCGGAUUGGAUUCUUGUUUUCAUGACCACACGGAAGACAUUGUCAUCAGCAUCACAACGGGGGUGGUAGUACAGAUCCUAUGCAGUUAUGUUACACUUCCUCUCUAUGCUCUCGUCACACAGAUGGGAUCGACUAUGAAGCCCACAGUGUUCAAUGACACCGUUGCAACGGCUUUAAGAUCGUGGCACCAGACUGCUCGGAAACAAAUCAAAAGAAACAAAAAGUCGGGUCAAGUGACCCCGAUAUCAAGUAGGCCCGGGACACCAUCUCAUGGCAUGUCACCGGUUCACCUUUUACGUAACUUCAAAAACGACAAUGAUAGUUUUCAAACGUCUCCUAGAAUGUCAAACUUCGAUACUGACACGGAUGGUUCACCCUCACCAUCCUAUCACAAAGGCCGGGACAGUAGUGAACCGUCCACGAGCCAUCAGAUAGAGAUGGGAACCGUGGACCAGAGUAACGAGACCAACGAUCUUGGUUCGUCACAAACGGUGAUAGUUCCCGAACAUGAGGUGACAAUACAAGUUCCUAAAGAAUUUUCGUUCGAUAAACGAACAACAAGCAUAUGAUAGUCUUGUAAGUAAAGGAAAACAUGUAACCACUAAUUUAAUUUAUUUUCUUCUUUUAUGGAAUUUGAGAAAAAUAUUGUAUAAAAUAUUUACUUCUAUUUUUUCUAUCUUUUUGUGGCUUACUUUGUACGUGAUUAAAUAAUUGAAUGUUAAUAUAAAUUCGAAAACCAUCUCGG
Helianthus annuus (common sunflower) is the source of this 1972-nucleotide messenger RNA. RefSeq names its product MLO-like protein 6. Bases 69 to 1796 code for a protein of 575 amino acids. The record is from RefSeq and is a predicted model, not a curated record. Gene Ontology annotation, biological process: defense response. Lineage: Eukaryota; Viridiplantae; Streptophyta; Magnoliopsida; Asterales; Asteraceae. The transcript is spliced from 15 exons. Gene Ontology annotation, cellular component: membrane.